GUCUGUUGGUAAGUGAUUCAUUUUCAUCACGUGUGCAGGUUUUUAUUUCUCAAAUGCCAGGUAUUCGAAGCGUUUAGGGAUACGUGGGCAUGGACUGUGUGGGGGGGUUCUGUUCUCAAUAUCUCCACCUCUAUUCAAAGGAUUUUCAAAAGACCGAUGUCCAUCGAUUGUUCUUUUUACUGUUUCUCACCGCCGCGCCGAGCAGAGCCAAAUAUUGAGACACCAACUGGCGUGGCCACAAUCAAGUGCCACAAUCGAUGUUGAUGCCACCAGCUACAGAGGCAAGUCUUGUAGCGGAUAUUGAGACACCCACUGAAAAGUGGCUUCCAGUCCGAAUGCAUUGAAGAGCAGUCCUUGGGUCCUUACCGGAACAAGUGCUGAUUCCUCCCGUUCUUGGUGUUGUGUAUUCUUGUGUGCUUUUAAUUUCGAGAGGUUAGGGCCGACUUCCGUUCCGACAGAAGACUAAAAUUUCCAUCCGACUACUUUAUAGCUGCCAUCGGAACGAUAUGUCAAAAACAAACUGCUUGGACUGUAAAAUACAGACAAUCAUCCGAAUAGUCUGGCGUUUUCUUUCAAAUAACUCUGUCAGAAGUUAUUUUUGUGAACUCGUUGAACAAGCGAGGAGAGGAGCAACCAAAAAUAAUAUCAGCAUCAAAUAUUUCUCGACAUUAUUAAAUUACGGUCAUUAAUCCAUUUCGUCGCGUUGCGAACAAUUUUGGAAUUUUCAUUGUAAUUUGCUAAAAAUACAAAGCUAACAACUGGAAAUGUCGGGAAUAUCGCAGACAUUUGAGAACUUUGUGGCAGAGCCCAUGGGCGACAAGGCUGUCACAGAGUUGCCUGGAAUUGGACCGACGCUGGGUGAUCGCUUGAUCGAAUGUGGAUUCGAAAAGGCAUACCAGGUGCUCGGCCAAUUCUUGAUAUUGGCAAAAGAUGGCGAUAUGUUCGUUAUGUGGCUGAUGGAAAGUUUCCAAGCCAGUUUUGGGCAAGCUAUCGACUGCUACGAUUGCCUCUACCUAUGGUGCGAUUUGUUCUUGUAAGCGACUUCUCAGUCGGCUCAGACGGGUCCUUUCUGAAAAGAAAACGAAAGCAGAUCGGCAGCAGACAAAAAGUAGAGCAACAGCAGACAAACAGCAGACAAACAGAAGAGCAACAGCGGUAACAGCAGAUUAACAGCAGAGUAACAGCAGACAAAGACCAGACCCACAGCAGAUCAACAGCGGUAACAGCAGAUUAACAGCAGAGUAACAGCAGAACGAGAUGUACAGCAGAAAAGCAGCAACGACACAAGGAGAGCAGAGCACUGCAGUGCACUGCAGAGAACAGAGGAACAGCAGAAGAAAUCGUAAAAGAAGCAGCAGCCAGACGUAAUUCUCAGCAGCAGCAGCAGC
This is a messenger RNA of Drosophila miranda, 1388 nucleotides long. RefSeq names its product barrier-to-autointegration factor-like. The record is from RefSeq and is a predicted model, not a curated record. Gene Ontology annotation, molecular function: DNA binding. The transcript is spliced from 2 exons. The coding region runs from base 765 to 1037 and encodes 90 amino acids. Lineage: Eukaryota; Metazoa; Arthropoda; Insecta; Diptera; Drosophilidae.